Molecule: messenger RNA, 2031 nt
Organism: Fusarium pseudograminearum CS3096
Lineage: Eukaryota; Fungi; Ascomycota; Sordariomycetes; Hypocreales; Nectriaceae
Exons: 3
Coding region: 1-2031 (676 amino acids)
Biological process (GO): meiotic chromosome segregation
Cellular component (GO): chromosome, centromeric region; nucleus
Source: RefSeq, a predicted model, not a curated record
AUGGCUAGACUAAACGAACCCCCUGUGUCUACGGACAGUCUUGAAACGCUUCGAAAGAAGCUUCUACGCCAAAACCGCGAUCUCGCCAAAUCAAACAAUAUUCGCGCUCUUCGCAUCCGAGAACUUGAGAAUGACUGCGCUUGCAUGCUAUCCGAGAACCUCGAGCUUCGAGGUCGUAUCUUGGAACUAGAAAAGGAGCUUGAAGACAAUGACUCUCGAAGAAUUGCUGACCAUGCACUCGCAAUCAAAGCCAAGUUGGAAUCCCAGCUUACCGAAUGGGGCGCCCUUCUUGCUGGUCUUGGUCUUGAGCCUCCUAUGAAGCGACACUCCCCACGCCCGCGAAAGUCAACAAAGCCAAGAUUGAGCUUCAGCUCUACCCGACCUAGCCCUUCGCAACGACGGUUACGAGACAUUGCCCGUGAGAUUGAGGAGUUGGGGCACAUUUCGGAGACCAAAUCCUAUCCAAGACAGUCCAUGAACCCUGAGCAAAUCCUGGCACUGCGGUCAGAAGCUCAUGCUGACGAUAUGGCUGAUGCCUCUCAAUCACCUGAACUUGGACCCCCGCCCGUAUCACAAUUUAUCGAAACAGAGGACGAAGAUCCAGUCAAGAUCGACUCGCCUUCCCCUUCCCGGUCUGCUCCAUCACCUGUAUACGUACAAGAGAGCCCCAGAACGAAACUUGCGCCACCCGAAACUUUCACAUCACCACAAACUGCCAAGGUGCUUCCCAGACCAACUUCACCAGAGAAGAAGCGAACAGAGGAAAUUACCAAGCUCCAACAACCGAAAUUGAUGGAGGCGAAACCCCUGGCUGCCAGGCCCAUCGAUAUCAAAACCGUGGAAACAUCUAUGGAACCCCCUGCGGCCGAGUACCAGCAAAUUAAGAUAGGAUCAAAGAGGAAGCUAGCCGCUAGGGACGACAUGGUUACAAUUAGAUCACAGAGAAACAACGAUGAGAACGAAAACCCCCGAAUUCCCCACGAGAAACGACCGAUUCGCGAAAAAGCCGGAGACCGAACACUGAAGGAUAUUUCCGGUAUGAAGAAGGAUUCACGUGAGAAAGCGAGCGCCACGGGUACAAGGAAACCUCUAUCAGCAAAGAGUACGAACGACGACAUGACUUCACCAAAGAAAAUUUCCAAGACAGUUAGCACCGACGAGAUCGCUGCGGCUAAAGCUGAUCUUGUCAGACCCAAGACUACUCAAGAUCGGCCCAAAUCCAGGUCCAGGUCGCUUGCUCCUAUUACCAUUGAGCCUGUUCAAAACCUUGAGCCCACAGCCCCCGAAGUUGUGGACGUGCAGUGCGAGCUUGCAACACCUUACACAGAACCCUCGCUCCUCUCCCUACAUUCGCCAGAUACCACUGCUUCAAAGGAUACAGGACGAGGAGGAACCCCACCACCUGGUGAUGUCAACGCGAGCCGGGAGCCUGCAAGACCCAGCCGACGAAACAGGACUGCAGUCAGCUAUGCUGAGCCUAACCUCAGAGAUAAGAUGCGAAGACCUACAAAGGAGAUGCUUGAUGCUGUCGCAGGAGAGGGUAAAUAUGCCCGGCGCUCAAGCGCAGCUGAGCAGGCUCCAGAGACCGGCAAGGCGAAGCGUGAGAGUGGUACCGAAGGCUCAUGGAAGGAAUUACCCAGUGUCAACACGGCGAGUGCAGAGAACGAACCUGGCAGUAUUCCUGCUAGUCCUUUGGCCGGAAAGUGCCUAAGCCCUGAGAUCGCUAAGAACAUGGCCAUUCGAAGCGGUAGGUGCAGCUCUAUGACGAUACAAGAUUUAGUUGCGAGCAGUGAAACCUCGCAUGAAGAUGGCAAGGAUGAAACAGCAUCCGACACAACCGGCCUUAGCGAAGUCGACAUUUACGAAUUCACGCCCUCAUCACCACAGUCUGAAGAACAAGCCCCUGUCAGGAAUAAGAGAAAGACCGCCAGUCGGUCAACUUCACGGCGCGUCUCAUCCACUGUUCAUGACGAAGAGAGUUUUGAAGCCAGGGAGCGUGCCUCAUCAAGACGAAGGAGUAUGAUGCUGUAA